AUAACCGGCUUGAGCGUGCUGUGGAGCACCUGCCGUGACCGUUGACCCUUGACCUAGCUGAGUCAUGUGACCUGCUUCGCUCUCCAUCUUGAAACAAGGUUGGAGAUUCAUCGACAACUUGGAUGCGGUAGCCAGCCUUGCUUUUCUUCUCUCUCUCGCGACAGCAUCUUUUGUGUGGAUUGUUCUCAAAACCGGAUAAAAUGUUCCGGAAAAGAAGUACGAAGGGUGAAGUUCAAACGGAAUACUCAUGUAGUAUCCGUUUUCUGGACGAUUCGGAACCGAUUCAACUAAAUUUCAAGAAAGACACACUUGGACAGUGGCUAUUUGACAGAGUAUGCGAGAAACUCAGCUUGGUAGAAAAGGAUUACUUUGGGUUGCGAUAUGUGGACGCCGAGAAACAAAGACACUGGUUGGAUCCAUUGAAAACUGUAUAUAAGCAACUCAAAGGUGUCAAUCCCAUGGUGCUCUGUUUUCGUGUGAAGUUUUACCCAGAAGAUCCCAUGAAACUUCAUGAAGAGAUUACACGCUACUACCUGUAUCUGCAGUUGCGGCGAGAUCUCCAUCAUGGCCGUCUGUUGUGCUCCCCACAAGAUGCUGUUCACCUCGCGUCAUACAUUGUCCAGUCUGAGGUUGGCGACUACGAUCCACAGGACCAUCCACCGGGCUACAUCACUGCCUUCAAGAUGCUACCCAAACAGAACUCCAAGAUGGAAGAUCAGAUUCAGGAGUUGCACAAGACGCUCAAGGGCCAAGUACCAGCUGAAGCUGAGAGUAAUUUCCUGAAGAAAGCAUCGGUGCUGGAUACCUUUGGUGUCGAUCCACAUCAGGUCAAGGAUCAGCGAGGAGAUCAGCUAUAUCUGGGCGUGACUCAUCAGGGCAUCAUGACCUUUCGCGGCAGCCGACGAACGCAGCUACAUAAAUGGAACCAGAUCAGAAGAAUUGCCUAUGAAGCGAAGAUGUUUAUAGUCCAUGUGAAUGUUGCAGAGGAGGAAGAUGCUGCGAACGCAAAGAAGGUUUCGGAUGAGGCGGCAGAAGGGGGAAAGGAGAAAGAGAAGGAUAAAGGAAACGAAACGGGGAAAGAACAGGAAAAAGAGAAAGAACAGGGGAAAGAACAGGCAAAAGAAACUGAAACUGGGAAAGAACAGGAAACGGGAAAAGAGCAGGGGAAAGAAUCAGAAACGGGAAAAGAGCAGGGGAAAGAACCUGAAGCGGGGAAAGAAACUGAAACUAAUAAAGAAACUGAUAAGGAAAAUCAGAGCGAGAAAGAAAAAACUGAGGAAAAUAAGUUUGAGAAGCAGCAGCCCCAUGGAUACAAGUGUCUGACUGUCGGAGCGUGCAAGUACCUGUGGAGAUGUGCUGUCGAGCAACAACUCUUCUUUACGUUGGCAUCUUCAUGCAAUGCACCCAAGUUGAAGUCAGGUGGAACGCUGUUCAGCAGAGGAUCCAAGUUCCGUUUCAGUGGACGCUGUCAGAUCGAGGCUCUUUCAGCCAGUGAAAACAUAAAGAGGUCAGAGCCCAAAUUUCCAAGAACCAACUCUCUGCCCAACUUUUCUCGCAAUAAGCAUACGUCUGAGAGCAAGAGCAGUACGCUGAAUACGUCCAUCAUGUCGGAACCGGUACCGGAAGAUCGAAGACGCUACAAUGUUUACCUUGCACCGAGUCGCCGAGCCCAAGGAAUGGCAGAAGAAACUCCAAAUCAGUCAUUUGAAAUCACCCGAACAGAAGCAGCAGUGGAUGUCCCAGGGAAUGCCUUCGGAGCGCAGACGUCAAGCCCCAUUGUCCAGGAGAGCCCUGUGUUGCAGGCACCCCUGGCUGCAGAGGAGAAGUUUGAUAUGCAGAAGGUGCAGGCCGUGUCCGCCAGCGCUCCCGGUCAGAAGACCCCUGUCAAUGGAUCUGUCCCGGUUGACUCCUCCUUCCUGGAGACCAGCAUCGAUUCCAUGCCGUCCUACCAACCAAACAUGACGAUGGAUGACGAAGAAGAAGACGAGAGGACACCCAAGCCAUCACUGGACGAGCAGAUUAAGCAGCUGGAGGAACAGUACGAGAAGAUCACCAGCGACCAGAACCACAUAGCACCUGGCGGCAAAGUCGGCGGAGCCGCUCCUAAAGCCAAUCCUGCCCCUACCAGUUCAUCAAAGUCUCCGCCCAAAUCUAUGUGUGCAACCUGCUGCAAGGUUUUAACCUACUCAAUCCUGUUUGCUGUACUUCUAAUGGUGGUGACUUUUGUUGUUUUGUUCUACACAAAGUUCGACCACCCAUUGCUUGAUGAGGGACGGAAACAACUGCAAUUCCUGGAACCUGUCAAGCACUAUAUCGACGACUCUGUGGAAGCAAUUGCCAACAAGUUCAAGUGAAGAAAUAACGCCUUAUUUUGUGUCAGAGUUAUUUUUGGUUACAUAUCAUUGGCAAUAAGUGACAGAGCCAACUUGCAGAGAACAUGUUACACCACUUAGAUUGUGAUAGAAUAUUGCAUUGUAAAACCUCUCCUGAUUUUCCUAUCAUGCCUAUAGCACUCUUUUUAUUUUGUUAUUAACAUGGAAAAAGAGGAAGCACAGUGCAAUUACUUUUUAUUCCGUAACAAUGUAUUUAGAUUUAUGGUACAGUUUUAAAGGAACAUCAUGAAUCUCAUAUCAGUUUUCCAUUUCAAUUAUAAUAAUAAUAAUAACUAUUAUUGGACAAAUGUUAUAAAUAUUAUCAGAAAGAUAAAAAUUCUUCUCUUGAGCUGGUUUUGCUGGUAUUUUGCUAGAGUUUUACAUUUAACAGAUCGGGAGUGAUUAUUCUUCUCUCGUGUCUACCUCUGGUAAAAAAAAACACAUUACUGCCUUACCGAUAUGGCACUCAGGAAGACAUUCUUUGUUCAGUGUGUAAGUGCUAUACAUACUUAAUAAUCUGACUAGUAACUGUUUAAUGUGCCUACCAUGAGAUACAAGUGUUAAGUUUGUCAAAUUAUCAUUUGUUUUUAAAGUAAGCUGCACUUAAAUUCUAUGAAAAUCCCGAAUAGAAUAAAUGUAAUGCAUAAUAUGGACUGUGAUUUUGACUGAGCCUUGGUUCCCUGUAUAGUUUGUGUGAAGGAGAGGUUUUAGUAAUGCAAUAUGGUGGGGACGUUACCAUGGUGAUUAUUUCUCCCUUUUAUGAGUUAUUUUAGAUUUCAGUCAAUGUUGAAUGUGUCUAUUUUUUAGCCUUUUUAGACACGUUAAGAAAAACAUGAAAUGUGGUUUCAAAAUAAUGAUAUUUGGUGAGCAUUAAUAGUAAUAUUUAAAAUUAAGGCCAUAUGGCUUUCUCUGCCUGUCAGCGUGGAGAUGGUUAUUGUGACAUAGACGUCCACUGCUGCAGUAUCACACUAAUUACAAUGAAGUGCAUCACCAAGUGUAUGUCCCCACCAUCUUGUUUUGUGUGACCGUGAUCUGAAUCUAUUUACACCUCACCCGCUGGUGCGGUUUACAUUUCAGGCCCUCAUCACGUGACUUGUGAGUUUUGUGACGCUUUUUUUCGCACGUUGAUGAGGUGUAGCUGAAAGCUGAGGGGGCAAAAAAAGAGAGACAUGUAGGAGGGUGCAGAUGGACAGCGACAAAUUGUACAUUUGUUGUAGUCGACAAUUUGUUUGUUCUACUUGAUACUUUUGUUUUCAAAAUGUACUGGGGAAAGACUGUAAGGGUAGACCUAGGAUAUUCCUUUGUACUAUCUCUGUAUAUUGUUAGGUGGAGUGAUUUGUCUGUCCACCCCUCUGCACCCUCAGAUAUAAAAGAAUGGAUUGUAGACAAGAAUAAUUAUUUAUUUGCAAAUAAUCUAGUUGAUCAACAAAGUUUGGUUAGUUAAUGUGCCUGCUCGUGCAAUUCUAUUGAUUAUACUAAUCCUGUCAUGACAAAAGUAUCCGCUUUGCAUAAAUGUAGACCCAAAUUGAUUCUGUUGCACUGUAGUUCUGCAUGUAAUACACAUAAAAAUAUCACUUUCAUUUAACUCUCUUAUCCUCAAAGUUCAAAGCUGAGAUUUAUAAACCAUUGCAGUAGAGUACCUUGCUUCUUAAUCUGAGUCUCGGAACAGAGGGAUAUUCAAACUGAUGGUUGCUAUGAUACAGUGUACUGUAAGUGAUGCUGGUCAGGUAGGUAGUAUAGAAAGAGCAUUGGUAUCCUUCAUUAGUGUAUGGUGCUACAGUCCAUAAUAGGAGGGUGUUAAUUUGUUCGGGCUUGGAGGAUCAGUAGUGGUGUUUCGUUUUUUGUGUGCAAAUAAUAAGUUUUGUCAGUAUGUAUUGGAAUGUUUUUACCCAAAUAAGUCUCAGCUUUGAUAACUUGGUUUUCAUUGGUUGGAUGGAGGCAUUGGUACAUUUGACAGCUUUGAUCUGUCGCAGCAAAGGAGGAAUAGUUUGGGCAUGAAGAGAAUGAAAUAGUCUCUGAAGAGAAAAGGUUAUUAUCCUGGAGGAGAGACUGUUGUUGACUUAGCUGAUUUAAACCAUGCCGGUGUAUACUUGAACACUGAGAAGAAAUUGUUGAGAUAAGAUCAACAUUGUUAGAGUGGAGUGUCCAUCAGGAACCGACUAUAAACCAACUGCGAGGAUGAGAGAGUUAGAUCUGCCUCAGAGUGCUGCUUGAUUGGGUGGGCUUGUAUUUACAUUCAGCAUCUGAUGAUCACCAGAUGAAAGUGAAGUAUCGUACAUCACUGUAUCGGUUUGAGAACGCAUUGUUUUUUGUCACUAAUUAUCUGCCAGUCUGGAAUUUUUUUUCUUUUUAAGGUAUGGUGUUUUGAUCUCAAGGAGUAGAAAUUUGAGAUUUAUAUUGAAGCAUUUCUGUCUGUUUUAUGUUUCAAAUAUUUAAUUUCAUUUUAAAUGGUAAACUUUGGCAUUUUUAUGAGGAAUUUGUUUAUUGAAAUGUUGAAAUUAAAAUGUUUACAUAGAAUAUUCAUACGUAAUUGUUUAACAUUGUCUUAUUUAUUUCUAUCACACUAUGACAUUUUCCUGCGAUUUCAAUUUUGAAAUCCGGAUAUAUGAUGGCGGAUAUCGGUACUAAUUAUCCACUUGUUGCGUAUGCUUAUAUUGUAAUGUAGAUAUUUAGCUAGAAUAUCAACACGCUUGUAUCUUCAGUUCUGCUGUGUUUCAAGUCCAUAAAUUAUGCAAUACAACUUGAUGUGUACAACAUACUGGCAAAAUAACGUACUAACUCUCGGAUCAUCUCAUUGUAACAUAGGCCAUCGUCAUCGCUCAUGGAACUCGACUUGGCUGUAACAUAUAAUCGACCCCCACUGCUGGAAGAGGCAAAAACUGAAUUAAUAUUUUUAAAUCGUGUUGAAAUUUAUUGACAGAUUAACUUUUCUUCAUAUGUUGUGUCAAGAGGAAUCUAUGUUGUACAUUGUUACAUGUGAUUGUUCUGUGGCAUGUUUAUAUGGUAUACAAACACAAACUAAGAUUUUGAUUUUCUAUGGUCAGGUUUGCCCUUUGCCUCUCUCAAGCAGUAGUUACUGUAAGUCCUCAAUCAGAAGCUGGGUUGCAGGGAAAACUGAUAGUGACAGGGUGCACGAGGGCUGGAACUCAAUCAGUACAGUGGGUUUAAAUGUAACCAUUUUUUUAAUUCACUAUUUUUAUGUCGCUUGUGAGUUGAAGAUAAUGAAGGACAAACUUAAAUAAAGGCCGGUCUCAGUUUGAGACAAGAGCAGGGGGGAAACUAGAAGACCCAGGCAUCUGUUUGAGGACUUAGUUUUUUCAUCUCUUUGAAACGCUAUUCAUUUUGUAAGCUUGCCAUUACAAUGCUAUUUUAGAUCUAUCACAUCCUGCAUGUUUUAAUUCAAAUAAUUUGUUCAUGUGUUUGGACAUAUCCAUCAUGAUCUUUGUUGAGAUUUUAUGUACAAACCGAUACUCAUCUAGUUACUGCACAUAGAUAAAUUGUUACAUAUUCUCAAUUAUGUAGAACAUAAUCUAAAGUUGGUGAUAUCUUAAUUUUCCUAUUCUGUUUGUAUAGAGAAUGAGCUUUCUCGCCUUUGUAUGGUACCCAGGCUUGAGGAUCUAUGUGUAUAUACAUACAAAUAUAUGCGUUAAACUUGGCAGCCACUGAACAAGUGCUUUCUUAAGCUCGGUUGAGUUUAAUGAAGUGUCAUAGAGUUAUUCCUUCCUGUCCAUCAGCUGUGUUUGUUUGUCGGUUAAGUGAUGUGUGGUGGUGUUUUAUUUUAGACAUGUUGUUGGUGUUGUACAUUCUUGUUAAGACUUAGAAACAAAUACCUACAUUUAUACCUUCAAUACAACCACUUUUCUCCAGAUUUAUUUCUACAAACCACAGGAGCAACAGAAUUUUGAAUGUACUCCAGUUAUAACCAUUGAAACUUUUACAAUCUAUAUUAAGCAUGGAACCAACCACAUUUGAGAUGAGAUAGAAUAUCUGAGUGUAUACAUGGUAGCAUCCAUCAACAAGACAGAUGCCAACCAUAAUUUGAAUGAACAGAAGUUGUGUUGGAUUUAUCAUCUGGUGAAAUGAUCAGAAUCAAAGUUUUAUUUGAACUGAGUAACCUUACUAUGGUUGAAAUGAAUUAUGUCUGACUUUGGGAAUUGUUUCAAGUGGAACGUAUUAACCUUGGUUUAGUUCAUGAAGAAACAGAAAAAAGACUUUGUAUGAUGAUGCUUGUAGUUGGAUUUUUGUGAGGUAUUAACAUUGUAAAUGAUGAAACAAGAUUGUGCUGGGGAUGUUAUUUCACUGAUUAACAGUUUACUGACUGAUGUGUGACCUCCACAGAACUCCCAGAGAUAAUGUCCUCUACUUUAAGCAGACCAUUUUUUACUGUCAAGAAAUUAUGCAAAACCAUGAAUUUUUCAGAUAAAAAUAUUUCUUACAUUCUGCAUUUUAUUUAAGAGAUAUUUAUAUUUUUCUUAUUUAUUUAUGAAUUGUUAAAUAAAGGUGCACUGUAGAUAAAGGUUAGUGUGAAAGAGAAACCUUUGACGACCAGUAGACAUGAGGCUUCCCUGGAUCGUGCAUGGGGGGUUUCAUCCAUUACUACAUUCACGGCAUUAGCAGCUUCCAAUGCUUCUAAAUCAUUCAUUACCUACAUCAGUUACAUUCAAAAACUUCCACUUGACAAAAAGCACUUCUGAUGAAUUUUUCACGACACUUUUCUCUUAAGUAAAUGUCAACUAUUUCUCUGCAUGAUAUCUUUUUAUCUGAGUAACAAUAUUCCCUCCAAGUGUCUGAGGGACAGUGGUGAUAUAACUUUCCUGGAUUUUUAAAGACAUCCCAAGUGAUGAAUAGCUUGAUAUAUAACAAUGCAGGCGCUGACUGCCCUUUAAGACUGAUUUCUAAUAUUAAUGCAUGUUUUAUGAACCUCAUGCUUAGGUCAACUUUAGUUCGCAGUUAUUUUGCUAUUAUUUUUAUUUUCUGCGGGACCAACUUUUGUUCGUCCCUCCCUCCCUUGUGGUUGUGUACUGGCUCGCCUGAUAAUUCUGUGUCUACUUUGUAGAAUGCAUCGUAUCGAGCAUUUACAAGGAUUUUCAACAAAAUAAUUAAAAAAAAUCCACUCUGUAGAAAAA
Haliotis rufescens (red abalone) is the source of this 7498-nucleotide messenger RNA. Its product is annotated as FERM domain-containing protein 3-like. NCBI's taxonomy places the organism in Eukaryota, Metazoa, Mollusca, Gastropoda, Lepetellida, Haliotidae. The transcript is spliced from 19 exons. Gene Ontology annotation, molecular function: cytoskeletal protein binding. Bases 201 to 2354 code for a protein of 717 amino acids. The record is from RefSeq and is a predicted model, not a curated record. Gene Ontology annotation, cellular component: cytoskeleton.